Messenger RNA from Phytophthora sojae, 2052 nucleotides. RefSeq lists its product as hypothetical. The record is from RefSeq and is a predicted model, not a curated record. Lineage: Eukaryota; Oomycota; Peronosporomycetes; Peronosporales; Peronosporaceae. The transcript has 11 exons. The coding region runs from base 1 to 2052 and encodes 683 amino acids.
AUGGCCACAACAAAGAGGUCGGUAGUCCCCGCAGUGCACUCUAAGACGCCUGCUAAGUUGCUAUCCAAAGCUGGUACUCGAAAGAAGGUGUUCCGCGCGACGGCAGGCCUGACGAUCGACCAGCAGCUGCAGGUGGCCUCGCAGUUGAAAGCGGAAGGUGACGAUGUCCUCAAAUCCAUUCGGCAGAUGAAGAAGGCUUCAAAGACUCAGAAGCAGGCAAUGAAGGCAAACAAGCUGAAGAAUUGUUCAAAGGAGCUGGAGUCGAUGCUUCUACGCAUGUACAACGAAGCAUCUACAGCGCACGAGUCAAAGAAACUGGAGCCUCAGGAUACGCCAAGCAAGUGCAGCGUCAGUACGCCUCGUUCUACACGCGAUGUUGACGAAGACAACAACGGUGACGAAAAAGACAAUAACUCGACUCCGUCAGAGAUAUCGGUCGUAUCUACCAGUAUAAUCUACGCCGCGGAGUUGGAAGAUUUGAUUCGAGCGGAACAGCUCAACCGAAUUGCGCUGAUAAAGCAGAUCGCCUCGGAGCGCGAGCAAAGAGCGGCACUGAAGCAGCUUCUGUCAGCUUUUUCCAAAGGACAAGGCGCCCAUCUAGAGCAAAACAAUCAAAUGCUGUCGGAAGACAUGCAGGCCAAUGUGCGUCAGCUGAUCUACGAUGCAGUGAUCGGGAGGCAAAUGGUGGAAGCGACUCUGGAGGAAGAAGUGCAGUCGUGUGAAAAGGAGUUUGAUUCUUGCUAUCGGAAAGUCUUGGAGACACUUCGGGACGAGGCAAACUCAGUGCCAGCGAGAGCCGAAAACCUCGACGCACAAGAGCAGAAGAUCACUACAGUACUCGACGCCACAGGAGGGAAUGAAUGCCCUGACGAAUUGCUGCGAAUCGAGGUGAUUGAAUCUUUUCGUAUUGCUUACGCCGAAUUCCGUCAUGAUCUAGCGCAGUAUGAGAUGGAAUUUGUCAGAGCUGCGUCUGCUGAUGAUGCUGCAGGUAGUAUUGAAGCUGCCACAUCCAAAAGCGGCGGCUGGUGUGACGCGAAUGAGGAACGAUUUCUAAAAGUUCUCCGCAGUUACGAGAAGAAGCUCGACACUGGCAAGAAGCCGCAGUUGCUGUAUGAUCAGGUCGCUUUGGUCCUACCGACUAUCUCUCUUGCGGAUAUUAAGAAGCAUGUACGCUUCCACCAGCAUCUUCGGUUUUACCAUGAUAAACGUAAGGACCGCCAGCGUGAGUUGCAGCGGAGGUUGGAAGAGUUACAGAGUGAAGCUGCUACAAAGUUUCGAGUCGCCAUCGAGCAAGAGCAGCAGAGGAUUCAGAAAUUACAGCAGUUAAGUGAAAUGCAGGAGCAGUGCGAGCAACGUCAUGACUUGGUUUCCAAGUGGCACGUUACGAAAGAAGCCAAAGAGCGGAUAGAGAGACAGCAGCGUGAAAUUGAAGAGAUGGUGGAGGCUCAGCAACAGCAAGAAGAGGCGCUUCGGCGGAAAAGAAAGCACGAUCAGCAGAAGCUCGCUGUCGACGAGUACAAGAAAGAUAAAGUUCUUCGAAAAAUGGCUGAUGAAAAGUUAUCGAUCGAGGAGGAGCAGCAACGUGAAGCAGAACGAGCACUUCAAAGCGUUGUCAACGCUGAGCGGGUCCAGUAUCGUCAAACUGAACUCCAGCGCAAACUUGAGGAUAUGAAACUCGAAGAGCUUCAUAAGGCCCAGCUCGAAGAGCAGCGGUUAGCGAAAUUGAGCGAGCUGAAGGAGAAGACGCCGUACGCCCAAAUCAUCGCGAACAUAACGCCGGAUCCAGAACGCACCCGACAAGAGACUGCAGCUUUUCGUGCGAAUGUUGAAGCUGCUCAAGAGGGUUUGCCACUCACCGAAACGGGACUAUUUCCCAGUCAUGGCUACGACUGCGAGACGCUCUUCAAGAAUGCACGAUUCAAGCUGGGGAUUGCUCUGCGGAAUGCUGGGUUGAAUUCCAGCGAAUACGCUCGGCAAGCGCUUGCAAACGUCAAGGUUUGCAACGUAGGAGCCUAUCGAAACCACGUAGCAGAGUCCACAAAACUGUGGUAA